Molecule: messenger RNA, 1916 nt
Organism: Oryza sativa Japonica Group (Japanese rice)
Lineage: Eukaryota; Viridiplantae; Streptophyta; Magnoliopsida; Poales; Poaceae
Source: RefSeq, a predicted model, not a curated record
CUCGAGGCGGCGGCUAUCUCCCUCCUUUCUUCUCUUCUCUCUCGUUUCGAAGCCGACGCGUCGCGGAGGAGGAGGAGGAAGAGGGCAAAGCCGCCGCGGGGAUUUCUAGGGUUAGGGUUUCGAGGUUGAGAGGGAAGGAGGGAGAGAAGAGCGGGUAUCAGCCAUGGGGAUGAAAUUUCUGAACAAGAAGGGGUGGCACACGGGGAGCCUUCGGAACAUCGAGCGCGUGUGGGUGGCCGAGGAGAAGGAGAAGGAGGAGCAGCGGAAGAUCCAGGAGCUGAAGAAGCAGCAGGACGAGGAGCGGGAGAAGGCCGCCUUCCGCAAGCUCCAGGAGGACGCCGGCCUCAAGCCGAGGCAAGAGAGAUUGGACUUCCUCUACGAGUCAGGGUUGGCUGUUGGCAAGGGGAGCUCCGAGGGAUUCCAAGCGCUGCAACCAUCUGCCCCAGCAGCUGCUGCCGCCGCCUCUUCUUCUGCCCAAGCGAGUGCCGGCUCUUCCAAGGCAGCUGCUCCAGGUGCAUUAUUUGAGGAUAAGCCCCAAUCUGCAAAUGAUGCAUGGAGAAAACUCCACACUGAUCCUCUUCUACUAAUAAGGCAGCGGGAGCAGGAUGCCAUUGCAAGAAUAAAAAAUAAUCCAAUCAAGAUGGCUGAGAUAAAGAAAUCAGUGGAAGCUGAGAAAAAGCAAAAGGAAGAAAAGAAAGAGAAGAGAAAGCACAAGAAGCGCCAUCAUCACAAAUCAAAGAGUAAGAGGCAUCACUCAAGUGAGAACUCAGAUUCAGAGGAAAGUGAUGGCAGGGAUGAGAGAAGAAAGAGUGUUCAGGCCUCAGAGCAUAAGAGAGAAGAGAAAAGGUCAAGACAUGAUAAGAAGGAUCACGGACAAGAUUCAGAAGACGAUGAACGAAGGAAAAGACGGCAUGCAACGUCAGAAGAUGAUGAGCCAAGGAAGUCACAGAAGGAGAAGAAAGGACAGAGGGAAGAUUCAGAAGAUGACAAGCCAAAGAAGUCAAGGAAAGACCGCAGAAGACAUGAUUCAGAAGAUGAAGAACCAAGGAGAAAACACCAGAGGUCAGAAGAUGAUGAACCAAAAAGAAGACAAUCUGAGGUUUCCGGAGAUGAUGAACCAAGGAGAAGAAGGCAGGAGAUGCCAAAGCAUGACGAAUAUUCACGACGGGGUCGUUCGGAUGCUGAUGAUAGGAGAGGGAGACACUAUACUCCGUCAGAUGAUAGGAGAGGGAGACACUAUACUCCGUCAGACCACAACAGUGCUUAUCCAAAGCACGACAGUUCAGAUUCAAGGCAUAGGCGACCGGAAUAUGGACGCGGCAAUUCCACUUCUGAACUAGGUUCAGAAGGCCAACGAAGGCAGGAAAGCCAGCAGGGCAGGAACGGCCCUACAUUCAACCGUCGACGGGGUGUCCAGCACAUGUCAGAGGAAGAAAGGGAAGCUCGACUUCGUCAAAUGCAGGCUGACGCAGAGGUCCACGAAGAACAAAGAUGGAGCAGGCUCAAGAAAGCUGCAGACGACGAUGCCAAGGAGGCGGCAUCUGUGAACGCAAACCAAUUCAGAGGGAAGAACUUCUUGGAAGAAGAAAAGAAGAGCAUAUUUGGAACCGAGAAGGGCGGAAGCGCCACGAUCGAAGAGAGCAUCCGGCGCCGUGCGUAUUAUUCGCAGCGUAAUGCCCAUGAGAGCAAUGCAUUCAGGCGGUGAAAUCCCUGAAGCAGAGCAGCAGCUCAGGCGGCCUGACCUCGUUGAUGUCAGUGUUCUGCAUUUGCUUUAGCUUCUUUUGCCUUUCUGGUGUAUUGUUCCUUGUUUAGUAUGGAAGAAUUUUUGAAUGUUGUACAACGCAUUGUCCAGAUGUUUUGAAUCCAUAUGUUUUAGUAACAAUUUUUGCCAAAAUGAAAAUCCUACAUGUGUAUUA